AUGGCUAUUCUUUAUUCUGAGGCACUGCGGCUGAUUCAAGCGGAGGCUCAGCGACAUCGCAACGCCUUUUUGGCGGAUGGGGAGCAUGUUCCCAUCGGUCAGGCACGGGAUCGCAUUUCUCGCGAGACCGUAACUAGUACCAUAUCGACUCCCAAGUUCGAUACCUCGGCUAUGGAUGGGUAUGCACUGAGUUCGUCUGCGACGCAGGAUGCAACCAUCGACCACCCAGUGACAUUUGAAGUGAAAGGCAUGAUCGCUGCGGGAGAUGAGCCUUUGUGGAUAGCCGCCGAUGAACAAUCGGGGACGCCUGUCUGCGUCGAGAUCAUGACAGGGGCUCCCUUUCCGACUGGCGUGGGUGGUAAUGAACUGGACUGCUGCGUGCGAAACGAGGAUGUGGCAGUCACCGUGGACGAAACGUCUAACCGUCGCUAUAUUCGAGUCGUUAAGCCAGCGAAAACGCAGCAGAACCGAAGGUUUGCAGGAAGUGACUUCAAGAAAAGUGACAUCCUCGUCGACGCGGGAGAGGUAAUCCAUCCGGGCCACAUCCUGUCGAUGGCAUCGGUUGGAAUGACCCAGAUUGCCGUCACACGCAAGCCUCGGGUGGCUGUUGUCUCUACUGGCUCCGAGCUGUUGCCUCCUGGGCUUGAUCAAUCGCCCUUACAUCGGAUCAGCGACGCGAAUGGACCCUAUCUUACUGCGACCUUGGAGAGUUGGGGUGCUACAGUGGAUUUUUUGGGGAUUAUCCAAGAUCAUGCUGAGGACCUGGAACAGGCUCUAAGGUUGACCCUGGGGCAGAAGGCAUACGAUGUGAUCAUCACCUCUGGGGCUGUUUCUGCCGGACGAUGCGACUUGAUUCGUCGAUUGAAUGCUCGAGUGGUGUUUCACAAGGUCGCCAUGAGGCCAGGCCAUCCAGUACUGUUCGCCCAGAUUCCCGAUUCUUCGAACACUGAUGGACAUCUCCGGAGAGAAACCGCGUUCUUUGGCUUGCCUGGAAACCCAGUCGCCAGCGCUGCCUGCCUGCGCUUCUUGGUCCUUCCAUACCUGAAAUACCUACAGCUGCAGCGACCAGACGAUCCAUCGAGUGCAUCUCUUCUCCUUCCCGACGACGCUGAAACUGCCACCACCAAAGAGCAUCCGGUAGUCUCUACAUUUUGCGGCGACAUGGACGUUUUUCGGCCGGCAUUGGUCCGCGGCUCGUCAGGCCAUGUGCAGGUAAAGCUCAUACAGGAUCACAGUCCAGGGAAGAUCAGGCCUUUUCUGCAUUCGAAUUGUUGGAUCCAUAUCCACCGAGGCGUUUCCGAGUUGAAGGCAGGUGACAUUGUCGACAUCUAUCCCAGCCACUGA
This is a messenger RNA of Aspergillus fumigatus Af293, 1344 nucleotides long. RefSeq names its product putative molybdenum cofactor biosynthesis protein (MoeA). Gene Ontology annotation, cellular component: cytosol; cytoplasm. The record is from RefSeq and is a predicted model, not a curated record. Gene Ontology annotation, biological process: molybdenum incorporation into molybdenum-molybdopterin complex; Mo-molybdopterin cofactor biosynthetic process. NCBI's taxonomy places the organism in Eukaryota, Fungi, Ascomycota, Eurotiomycetes, Eurotiales, Aspergillaceae. Gene Ontology annotation, molecular function: molybdopterin molybdotransferase activity.